AUGACGGACACGCACGAAUAUAUAUAUCCAGAGAACGUCGAAUUUCCUGAAAUUGCGCAGCAUGAAAUUAUGGAGGUUAUCCGCGCGUCUCCAGCAGGCAAGGCGCCUAGUGAAGACGCAAUUCCGAACUCAUUCUGGCAUAAAUUGGUCAAAAUCCCCGUUAUUCUCAGCACGCUGCACCAGCUAUUUAACGCAUAUGUUCGAACAGGAUACAAUCCCAGCCACUUCCAGCGCUCAAUCACCGUCGUGCUCCGCAAGGCGGGCGACCGGGAUUACCAGGAGCCGAAAUCGUAUCGACCAGUUGCUCUUCUCAAUACAAUUGCCAAAUUUCUCGAGUCCGUGAUCGCAAGGCGCAUCUCAUACGCCGUCGAGGAGCACGGACUGUUACCCAAAGGCCACCUCGGCGGCCAGCGGGGCAUAUCCACCAACCAUGCUAUCCAAAUCAUGCUAGAUCGGGUCCGAAGUGCAUGGGGGCGGGGCUCCAUUGUAUCCUUGCUUAUGCUUGACGUUUCAGGUGCAUACGACAACGUGUCCCAUGACAGAAUGAUCCACAAUCUCCAUAAACGACGUCUCGGGCAGCUAGCACCGUGGAUACGCGCAUUUCUAACUGGUAGGAGCACCCGAAUUCGUAUGCCAGAGGGCAUAUCAGCACGAAUUCCAACGCCAACGGGUAUUCCACAAGGCUCGCCUCUAUCCCCAAUCCUCUAUCUCAUCUAUAACGCGGACUUGCUCGAAGACAGCCAGACACGGAGUGGAGACCUCUCUAUAAUGGGAUGGGUCGACGACGUGGGCUUUAUGGCGACUGGUAAGACAGAGAAACAGACUAUUUCAAAGCUCGAAAAAGCGUGUGAGAGAGCAGGGAUUUGGGCCAGCCAACAUGCGUCAGUCUUCGACCCGAAAAAGUACAAUUUGAUCCAUUUCGUGCCUCCAGAGCGCAAGAAUGAAGGCCAUUCCUUUCUCCUCGUCAAAGGUCAAGACGGGCUCACCACGAUAAUUGCACCCGAACAAGCAGCGAAAUACCUCGGCUUCUGGCUAGAUCCACAGCUCACAUUCACACACCACCACGACAAGGCAAUUAUCAAGGGCAGCACGUCUCUACAAGCUCUACGGAGCCUGGCUGGCUCCACGUGGGGUGCGUCUACGUCAGCAAUGCGGCGGAUAUAUCAGGCAGUGGUGAUACCGCAGCUGCUUUAUGGGGUGUCAGCGUGGUAUCCAUGGCACGAGAAAGGGAGGUGUAAGCAUAUCAGCAGCAAAUUCGCCGCUAUCCAGAAGAGAGCAGCAUGCCUGAUCGGUGGAGCGUUCAAGACAAGCGCAGCCGAGGCACUCAAUAUAGAGCUUCACCUUCCACCCAUCGGUAUUCAGAUGGAGCGUAUCUCCGCGGAGACAGCUCUCCGAAUUCGUACGGGUCCAGCUCAUGGAAUUCCACAGCUCAUGAUCCGGCAGCGUCCUCAACAGCAGCGUCAACGUGGUGGAUGGUCGCCGAUGGAGGCACAUGCGUGGCAUACGGGCGGUUGCUUAACGGCUCCCCCAGAGACUUUGGCGAGACAAUGGGAGAGCUGGUGGGCAUACGUCCAGGCUCCAUAG
This is a messenger RNA of Penicillium longicatenatum, 1584 nucleotides long. RefSeq names its product RNA-directed DNA polymerase. The transcript has a single exon. Lineage: Eukaryota; Fungi; Ascomycota; Eurotiomycetes; Eurotiales; Aspergillaceae. The record is from RefSeq and is a predicted model, not a curated record. The coding region runs from base 1 to 1584 and encodes 527 amino acids.